CAUUGGCAUGUUCAUUGGUACAAUCAUCUUCGUCAUUGGUACUCCAAGAUAUCGCGUUCAUGCUGUUCAGAAAACUGAUCCAAUUUGUAGUGUCGUCAAGGUUUUUGUAGCAGCAUACAAGAACCGUAAACUUAACCUCCCUGAGAAUCUAAAGCAACUGUAUGAAAUCCCUUAUGCUCAGGAUGUAGAUUUUCUGCCGCAUACCGAUACUUUCAGAUUCUUGGACAAGGCAGCAAUCCAGCAGUCAGGAGAACAAAACUCAGGCCUCUGCAGGGUGAGCCAAGUUGAGGCCACAAAGAUCAUCCUCUCAAUGAUCCCCAUUUUCCUUAGUACCAUCAUCACAAGCAUAUGCCUAACUGACUUCUUAAACUACUCCAUCAACCAAGGCAUAACCAUGGACUAUUACCUCAACAAUCUAGAAGUCCCAGCCACACCCUUCUUAGGCUAUCUCUUCAUGGCCUUCCUCAUUCCCCUUUACCAUUACGUCUUUGUCCCCUUUGCCCGUAAGUUCACCGGGCUCAGCACGGGCAUCACGCACCUCCAACGCGUCAGUUCUGGCAUAGUGUUCUCGAUCAUAGCAAUGAUUGCAGGCGCAAUUCUUGAGGUGAAGCGCAAAAAUGUUGCAGAAUCACAUAAUAUGGUGGAUGCGAUACCGUUACAAGAGCUUCUGCCAAUAAGUUUCUUCUGGCUUUCGUUCCAGUAUUUCUUCUAUGGGAUAUCACAGGUGCUCAUAUUUGUCGGGCUUCUUGAGUUUUUCUACUCGGAGGCACCAAGAGGUCUCAAGUCGAGCGCAACGUGUUUUCUGUGGAUAUCGACUGCUAUUGGGUAUUUUAUGAGCAAUGUUGUGGUUGACUGGGUGAAUGAUGCGACGGAGAAUAAUACGGCUACUGGAGGGUGGCUUGUUGGCUUCAAUAUUAACAGGAAUCAUGUGAAUUACUUUUACUGGAUGCUUGCAGUGCUUAGUUUUAUCAACUUGUUAAUCUUCAUGCUCUGGGCGAGGUGGUAUAAGUACAGGUCUCAGAACUCUAAGGUCAGAGUCACGGAUGAGAAUGUUGCAGUGUGAUUUUAGUUUUUCUUUAGGAAUGGUCUUUUUCCCCCCUUCCUUUUUUCAAAGGAAAUAUAAGAAUGGUCUUGUUGUAUGAUAUAUGAAUGCAGUACUGUAAGUAUACUUUGCUGGUAAUUUUCUUUUGCUUUGUUCUGAAUGCGA
Messenger RNA from Asparagus officinalis (garden asparagus), 1207 nucleotides. RefSeq names its product protein NRT1/ PTR FAMILY 4.6-like. The transcript has 3 exons. The coding region runs from base 8 to 1063 and encodes 351 amino acids. The record is from RefSeq and is a predicted model, not a curated record. Gene Ontology annotation, molecular function: transmembrane transporter activity. Gene Ontology annotation, cellular component: membrane. Gene Ontology annotation, biological process: transmembrane transport. Lineage: Eukaryota; Viridiplantae; Streptophyta; Magnoliopsida; Asparagales; Asparagaceae.